AUGAAACUCAAAAGGUUUCUUAUCCAAAUGUAGUAGCACACUUCAAGAUAUCGUUUUUUCUUAUCAGUAGGAUUCGAACCUGAAACCUUGAAAUUUAGUUUAGAAAUAUGGUAGCACCGAUAACUGAAAAUGGAAUCCGUAGCAGAAAGAAGUCAUCAAGAGGACACCACAGGUUUGUAGGAGUUCGUCAAAGGCCGUCGGGGAGAUGGGUGGCCGAGAUCAAGGACUCUUUACAGAAAGUUAGGCUUUGGCUCGGAACAUUCGACACGGCUGAAGAAGCCGCUCGUGCUUAUGAUACAGCUGCUAGAGCUUUGAGAGGUGCUAAUGCUAGAACCAACUUUGAGUUGCCAGAAUCUGCAACAAGUGGAGGUGAUGCUAAGCGAGGUUCGGGUUCGGGUUCUAAGUUCGUGCUAGAGAAUACUGAGCCUUUUUCUUUCGAAGAUGUGAGUGAUUCAGGCUCAGGUUCUGAUGGUCUUCUUGGUGCACUCAAGGCAAAGCUUUGUGAUGGAAAAGAAGGGAAAUUUUCAUUUUCUAUUCCUUCUGUUAGUAUGGUUUCAAAAUCAACACAAAACAGUUCUUGGAAGAAAGAAUCAUCAUUACCACCAUCAUCAUCAGCUACAUAUUGUCUCUCUCAGAUGAAUGAAACUCAUGCUAACCCUAACACUAUACCUAGUUCAUUGAGUACUUCAUCAAACACUUUUGCUAAGAGUUUGAUUAUCCCAAAUCAUGAUCAAGAAUUAUGUCAAACUCAAACACCAUCUAUGACAAACAUGUUAUGGUCCAAUGAAAUGGAAAACCAAUAUCCUUGGCCUAUUCAGAUGAAUCAUGUUCUUCAUGACAAUAGUACUAGUACUGAUCUUCUUGCAUCUGGAAGUGUGUCGAAUUUUCCGUGGCCACUAAUAGAUUCCAAUAUUGACAUGACAUGUAUAGAUCAAGGGAUGUUAAAUGGUAACAGAAGUGAUCAAAUGAAUAUGAUGAACAUGCAGUUACCUCAAGUUGGUGGAUCAAAUAGUGAAGGGUUUUGGACAAUGGAUCAGCAGCAACAACAGUUUGUGCAAUGUGAGGAGAAUAAUAGUUGGUUUGGUUCCGGUGGAUCUUGGAAUCCUUUUAUCUAUGUGCCUUCUGAGCUAGCUUGAUUAGGUUAAUAUUAUAUCUAUGGAAGAAAUCUAGAAAUCAUUUGUUUUACCUUGAUUUUAUAGAACAGUCUCUUAGUAUAAGUAGAAUGUUGUGUUUGUUUCUUACCUUAGAACUUGUAACAAAAAAUUUCAGCAUUUUAAUAUGUAAAGCAAUAUUGUUUUGUUUAUCUAUAAUAAAUCACUAAUAUGGUGAAGAAUGGUACUCAU
Vicia villosa (hairy vetch) is the source of this 1343-nucleotide messenger RNA. Its product is annotated as ethylene-responsive transcription factor ERN2-like. Bases 108 to 1136 code for a protein of 342 amino acids. Gene Ontology annotation, molecular function: DNA binding; DNA-binding transcription factor activity. Gene Ontology annotation, biological process: regulation of DNA-templated transcription. The transcript has a single exon. NCBI's taxonomy places the organism in Eukaryota, Viridiplantae, Streptophyta, Magnoliopsida, Fabales, Fabaceae. The record is from RefSeq and is a predicted model, not a curated record.